AUGAAAAGAAUCUUUUCUGGGGCGAAGUCACCAAAAUUGCCAAAUCCAUCCAGUUUCUUCCAAAGAGAUGCAUCUGAAUCUUCUACUUCCUCUAGUCCAAGAAAGAGCCAUUCCAGGGCCUCCUCCUUUGCUAAGAGGUUGACUAGUGGCGAUUCUUCGCAAAUUUUGCCUCAAUUUGACGUUCCAAUCGAUGAAAGAGAACCAACGGAAUUAUCACCGGAGUUAGUGCCAAUUGUAACAUUAUUGUCAUCUCAAGCGCAUAGGAGGUACCACAAAGGUGUGAUCUUGCUUUUACACGAUUUGAAAAAUGAUGGUUCUGCAGCUAGCAGAAAAUGGAAAGAAGUUUAUGCUGUAUUACUAGGUACGCAGUUAGCUUUAUGGGAUGCUAAGGAGUUAUCAGACUCAGGAAGCAAUUCUGAGAACAGAUUGAAAGAUUUGGCUUCAAGACCAACGUAUAUUAAUUUCUCAGAUGCCACCCUAAGGUUAUUAAAUUCUAAUGAUGACCUAUUAAGUGGAAAAUCUUUAGAGAAUACUGUUGUCGUCUCUACUACCUUGAAGAACAGGUAUUUCAUACAAUUUAGUGACAAGCGAUCUUUAGAUGAUUGGUAUACUGCUAUUAGAUUGAGCUUAUACGAGAAUAUAUCUUUGCAAGAAGCCUACACAGGCGCAUUCCUUUCUAGUAGAGGCUCAAAUUUGGGUGAUAUCAAAAAUAUAUUGGCGCCAACUAAUAAAUUUGACCAUGAAGAUUGGGUUAGUGUGAGAUUUGGUGCUGGUAUGCCAUGGAAACGUUGUUAUGCAGUAGUCUCCCAACAGAAUGGUAAGAAAAGUAAAGAUUCCUUUGGUCGUAUUAAUUUUUAUGAGAACGACAACAAAUUGAAAAAAGCCAAUAUUAUGGCCUCUGUAACUGAAUGUAAAGCUGCUUAUGCAGUCUACCCCUCAUCUCCUGUCCUGAUCGAUGCAUCGACUAUCCUUAAGUUACAAGGUACAAUGUCUUUCGAAAAAGAUGAAGAACCACAAGAAACCGUUAUCUUCAUUAUGCCAGAGAAACAUCAAGGUGUCCCCGGUUAUGAUACUAUUAUAAGAUUUUUAAUUCCAGUUCUGAACGCAUUUAGACUAUACGGUAGACCAGAAAAGCUGAUUGCCAGUAGAGAUCAUCCAAACUCACUGUUAUUUGCUUUGCCAACAUUACCUCAUGUGCACUACUUACAAACCUCCGAUAUUUUACCAUUUGUACAGAAUUCCUCAGCUUACAAUUGGACGGCAAAAGAAUGGAAUGAUAACAUAAAAGAUUUCUUGCAACAAAAACUGCUAGAAGGCUACACAGGUUGUGGCUCAAAAGCUAAAAUUCCAUCAUUUUUAAGUUCCCCUAAUAUUCCAGUGCAGGAACUUUUCAGAGACUCUAAUACUUUCCUAUCAUCUUCUGAUUCAUCUUCGACAGUUCCAUCAAGUAGCCCCGUCUUUUUGAACAAUCCUCCGAUACCAAGAAAUAGUUUCUUGGAUCCAGCUGCUGGUUCUUCUGUAUCUCGUUCUCGCACGUCCUCAGUUAAAAGAAAUUCUGCGUCCCAUUUCGAUAUGUCUUAUUCCAACCCGAACGUUCCAAAUAGCAGUAAUACUUACCAUACUUCCUCUCAGAUGGGAAAAAGUGAUCUAUAUGACCAAAACAGAGGUUUCAACAGUGUUGACGCUAGUUUCAACGAUUUUGGAAAUGUGACAUCCUAUAAAAAUGGUGAACCAGCCUCUGACUUACAUAGAAAUCAAGCUAUAGUACCUAAAAUCCUGAAUACUUAUGAAAGCUCCUAUGAAAAAUAUAUGGGUAUAAAUAAUGAGGAGAAGAAAUUUCAAGUCCCAAAUAUCAGGGAUUCAGUGAACCCAGCCACGGAUUCAGAUAAUAAUAGUUUUGCAUCCGCUGACUCACAGUUAUUUAAAAGCGGAAAUGGAAGUGAUUUGAGAAUAGAAGAUGAAUUGAAUGAACUGGCAAACAGGAUGAAAGGGCUAGGGAAUGAAAGUGUGAAAUCUGAUUCAACUCAUCGUAAACUUGAUGUCCCUGAAAUUAGUGAAACUCCUUCUGCUAACAAAACAAUAAGCAACUUGCAAAGUGCAGCAAAUCCCUCUUACACUGGAGAGCAAGAUAUUUUUAAUUCAUCUUUCAUGGAACAAGAUCAAAUGAUGGGGGCAGAAAAUUCUUAUAUGACACAGACAUAUAACCAUGUUCCUACUUUAAAUGGAUCCAAGGGGCCAACAUCACAAAUUAAAAGCUUUCCUCAUUCAAGAGGGAUCAAGAACUUGAAAAAUGUGACCGCUCUCAAUGAUUCGAGUCAUGUUUCUCCUGUCAAAUCGGUUUGCAGUGGUAUAGACAACUCCGAGAAAAUUCCAGAUAAUUCUACUUUUAUUCAGCCUAGAACAACGCAUCCAUAUGCUGAUAGAAUUAGAGCAAACUCUGGUGCUAGUAAGUGA
This is a messenger RNA of Kazachstania africana CBS 2517, 2454 nucleotides long. RefSeq names its product Skg3p (gene SKG3). NCBI's taxonomy places the organism in Eukaryota, Fungi, Ascomycota, Saccharomycetes, Saccharomycetales, Saccharomycetaceae. The transcript has a single exon. The coding region runs from base 1 to 2454 and encodes 817 amino acids. The record is from RefSeq and is a predicted model, not a curated record.